AUGGUUCCGAAGCCUAUCAUGUUGAUUUUACUUUCUUGUUUGGGUUCCCUGCUUGCGUCCGCCUCCGCGCAGCAGAUGCUAGUAUCCAACUCGCUCAACACCUGCCAAGACGACUCAAGUUUUACGGCCAGUCGCUUCAAGUUUGUUUUCACACCAAACAACGGAUCCGCUUCCAUUGAUAUUGCCGCCCUAUCCACCUAUCAAGGCAAUAUUGUCUUUGAUGCGUCUAUCUCUGUCUAUGGAUACAACAUCUUCCAGAAGACAAUAGAUCCUUGCGAUGAAAGCCUUAAGGAGAAAGCUGGGCUCUGUCCUAUGAAUACUGGAAAGAUUGGAUUUCCCUUCCAAAUCCCUGUUCCCAAGGAAGUCGUGAGCCAGAUACCUUCAAUCGCGUACAACAUCCCAGACUUGGAUGCUACCGUGCGGGUCUAUUUGAACAAGAGCGGGACGACUGAUAGUGUCGCCUGUAUCCAAACAAACAUCUCAAACGGGAAGACCGUCGAUCUAAUUGGGGUCAAGUGGGCUGCAGCUGCUAUCGUUAUUCUCGGCCUCCUCGCUUCCGCCCUUGUUUCUGGGCUCGGCCACUCAAACACAGCUGCCCACGUUGCUACAUAUACAGUCUCACUCCUCGGAUACUUUCAAGCCCAAGCUAUCAUAGGCCUAACCGGUGUUCGUCUGCCUCCCAUUGUCCAGGCAUGGACCCAAGAUCUUCAGUGGUCUAUGGGCAUUAUCCGCGUCCAGUUUAUGCAGGACAUCUUCACUUGGUACCAGCGGGCUACCGGCGGAACCCCUGCCAGAAUACUAGACUCUCUUGCAAGUGUCUCGGUGCAGGUUCAAAAAAGAUCUACAGAAAUCGGUAGCGUUCUCAAUGGCGUUGCCAGACGCUCCGAGAGUCCUUCGUCAGUGGGAAGCUACGUCGUCUUCGGAAUUCAACGAGUUGCAUUUCGUGCGAAGAUCGAGUCAACGAACGUUUUCAUGACUAGCCUCACCUUCUGUUGCAUCUCGAUCGUAUUCACUGCACUAUGUGUUGCUGCAUCUAAAGGCUUUUGCGAAUUAGCGAUCCGUUCUCAUUGGGUAAAGAACGAUAAGUUUCUCGAAUUCCGCAAUGGCUGGUUGGUUAUUCUCAAAGGCCUGCUCUACCGCAUAACUCUUCUGAGCUUUCCACCACUGACAGUUUUCUGUUUGUGGGAGUUUACUCGAAUCGACUCCCCCGCUGAGGUUGUCCUUGCUGUGUUCUUCUUUUUUGGCGCAGCUCUUACAUUAUUGGCGGCGGCGUUCAAAAUCAUUCUCAUUGCCCGCCGGUCUAUUGCGCUACACCGAAACCCGGCCUACAUGCUCUUUUCCAACCCCCAGAUUCUCAACAAAUUAGGUUUUCUAUAUGUGCAAUUUCGUGGGUCAGCUUAUUAUUUCGUAUUGCCCGCCAUUGGCUAUAUCAUCAUCAAGGGUGCAUUUAUCAGCUUUUCGCAAACGAACAAUGCGGUUCAGACCAUAGCAUUGGUCAUUAUUGAGUUUGCAGCCUUAAUCGCAGCUAGUGUCAUGCGGCCUUGGAUGGAUAAAAGCACUAAUAUUUUUAACAUUUCUAUUUUUGUCAUGAACGUUCUCAACUCUCUUAUGCUCCUCAUUUUUACGAAUAUCUUUGGCACACCAGCUUCUGUUAUUGGUGUUGUAGGUGUUGUUUUCUUUGUUGGGAAUGCGGUCUUCUCUUUGAUCUUGUUGCUGUUCGUUGUCAUCUCUAGCACUAUUAUUUUCUUUCGCAAGAAUCCGGAUGCUCGGUACAAAAUAAUGGCCGAUGAUCGACAUUCUUUUAUGAAGUCACAGGUUCAAACCAAGGCAGAGCUAGAUUCUCUUGCGAUUGCAGCACGUGGCGAAAAGCAAGACCACAGCUCUGCAAGCCUGCCCUCUGCGUCAGACCUAGAUGCACAGCCCUCACGGGAUUUAGUUCCAUUUGACGGUCAUGGUCCCUCAAGUUGUGCCAGUCCUAUGCGAUCGACAAGCAGUCAUUCGCAGCACAAAGUUCUAAGUCAUUCAGGAGGAAGAUUAUGA
Messenger RNA from Colletotrichum truncatum, 2040 nucleotides. Its product is annotated as Flavin carrier protein 1. The record is from RefSeq and is a predicted model, not a curated record. Lineage: Eukaryota; Fungi; Ascomycota; Sordariomycetes; Glomerellales; Glomerellaceae. Gene Ontology annotation, biological process: transmembrane transport; fungal-type cell wall biogenesis. Gene Ontology annotation, cellular component: membrane.